Messenger RNA from Oncorhynchus keta (chum salmon), 1338 nucleotides. Its product is annotated as syncoilin-like. The record is from RefSeq and is a predicted model, not a curated record. Gene Ontology annotation, cellular component: intermediate filament. NCBI's taxonomy places the organism in Eukaryota, Metazoa, Chordata, Actinopteri, Salmoniformes, Salmonidae. Bases 101 to 1237 code for a protein of 378 amino acids. The transcript has 5 exons.
GUUUAGACAAGCAGCUCCACAGAAAAGGUGGUCUAAAGAGGAAACUGUUUGUCUGUGUUGCUAUCUACACUUCUCUGCAUCGUUGUCUAGAAAACAGGUGAUGGAGACACCAAUGGCUGUUGAGGAUCUACAGAGAAGGAGGGACGUUGAGUCUAGAGAGAACUUGCACUCUGGAGAGGACUCCAUGGAGGAGGCACAUUCUGUGGAGAGCAGCCUUAUGGCAGCACUAACCCACCAUGAGAGAAGCAUGUACGGUGCCGGAUUUGCGGCUCAAGCACACAUCACUGAGGUAGUAAGCCCCGUGGAGAGGUGUGUGGAAUAUACCUUUGUCCAGGUGCAGGUGAACAUGGACAGUGUGGGGCUGCUUUUUGAGGAGUGCAUCAAGAAGGUGGGCCAUCUAGAAAGUCAAAGGGAUGAAUUGAUACUGGAGCUGUUGCAGCGAGAGCAGCCCAUGCUGCAAGCUACUGUGGCCUUGAGGGGACAGUUGUUAGAGGCACGUAGAGUUCUCACCAGUGUCCAGUUGGAGUUUAUUCAUCUGCAAAUAGAGGUGGGACAAGUGAAGAGUAAGCUGUUUGUCACAGCCAGGGACUGUAUCCAGAGCCAGCUAGCGCUGGCUGCACAGCAGUAUGAGGUGGCCCAGGCUGCAAUCACACAGGAGGAGCUCCGGGCCCACGUCCAGAAUCUUACAGAGGAGGUAGCCCAGCUUCAGGAAGCCCAGCACAACCAGCUGAACACCCUAAAGGACCGGGCCAGACAACCAUCUCGUCCCCGGGCUAUGAGCGAUGUCACUCACUGCCGACGAGCAUCCCUGGACCUGCAGAAGCGCCUCAGUGGCAGCAUGAGUAAUCUAGAAGGCUGGUAUGAGCCACGCCUGCUAGCCCUCCUCCGGAGGAGGCAGGCUGGGAAGGAGACCCUGAGAAGGAGCAGGGAUGUGGGCCGAGACCUUAAGGCCAGACUGGGGCCCCUGAAGGAGCAGACCCAGAGGCUGGAGCUGCAGAGAGCUUGUCUAGAGGAGAGGAUUGCUCUAAUGGAGAGGGAGAGGGUGGAGAGAGUGGCACAGUAUAAGGAGACUGUGGACUCGCUUGAGGAGACCAUGAGGAAGCUGAAGUUGGAGCUUUGCAUUCAGAAAAAGGCAAACAGACAAUUGGAAGAAUUGAAGAAGGGACUUUUGAGUGAGCUGAACUAUGACAGGGGCUGUAUUGAAGUGAGCGAAACAACUGCUGAAAGGGAGUCCUAACUUUUCCAUACUUAUCAAUGGAAGUAGAACUAUUGACUAAAUAUCCAGGACCCCUCAGACCAAACAUGUUUUACUGUGUUUGCGAGUAUCCUUGAUGGUGC